AUGGUUGCUUGUCCAAUUUGCAGUAAGGCCGUUAGAUCAAGAGACAUUAACGCCCACAUCGAUUCCUCCUGCGAAUUGUUUCUCGAUACUGGUUCUCCGCCACUCACUCAGCAACAGAAUGCUUCCCAGAAACCACUUGUAUCCGUCUCAACCUUCUUCCAGACUCCAGCGGCCAAACGAGCUGCCGUAUAUCCAACUCCCAAGGUAGAACCUGGUUCGACCUUGAGCUUCCAGCCCAAGGCUCAGAGCAAUGGAGUGGCUACUCCAACUCAACCCGCGCGGAAGAGAUCCUUCGAAGAUAUCACCCCUCUGGCGAAGGAAGCGAAAGAGGCGGACGCUCCAGCAAGCGUAGAGGAUUCCCAACCUUCAAAGAAGCCAAAGACCAAUGCCUUCCAAAAAGCUGCGCCAUUGGCAGAACGAAUGCGGCCAACGUCCUUGGAUCAAGUGUGCGGGCAAGAACUGGUUGGAGAACAUGGUGUGCUGAGGAGCUUGAUUGAACAGGAUCGCGUGCCGUCGAUGAUCUUAUGGGGAAGUGCUGGAACGGGCAAAACGACAAUUGCGCGCUGCAUAGCUUCCAUGGUGGGCAGCAGGUUCGUGGAGAUCAACAGCACAAGUUCUGGAGUGGCGGAUUGCAAGAAGAUAUUUGCAGAGGCCAAGGGAGAGUUGGGUCUGACGGGACGGAAGACAAUCAUUUUCUGCGACGAGAUACAUCGCUUUUCAAAAUCACAACAAGACGUUUUUCUUGGACCGGUAGAAUCUGGGCAGGUUACGCUGAUUGGGGCUACGACGGAGAAUCCAUCCUUUAAAGUUCAGAAUGCAUUAUUGUCACGUUGUCGGACUUUUACUCUUUCGAAAUUGACUGACGAUGAUAUACUCCAGAUAUUGGAGCGUGCACUUUCCGCAGAAGGCCAGAACUAUUCGACGUCAGAUUUGGUGGACUCGGAACUUCUAAAAUACCUAGCUGCUUUCUCGGAUGGAGAUGCUCGGACAGCACUGAACCUCCUAGAGUUGGCUAUGGGACUGUCAACCAGGCCAUCAAUUACAAAAGACGAGAUUAAGGCUUCCUUGACGAAGACACUGGUCUAUGACCGAGCUGGAGAUCAACAUUAUGAUACAAUAUCUGCAUUCCAUAAGUCAGUACGUGGCAGCGAUCCAGAUGCGGCUCUCUAUUACCUGGCACGGAUGCUACAGUCCGGAGAAGAUCCUCUGUACGUUGCUCGAAGAAUGGUCGUCAUCGCAUCAGAAGACGUUGGCUUAGCCGACAACAGCAUGUUAAGUCUUGCAACAGGCGCCUACACAGCUGCAGAGAAGAUUGGAAUGCCAGAAUGUAGGAUAGCAUUAGCUCAUGCCACAGUUGCACUCUGUUUAGCUCCGAAAAGUACCAGGGCAUACCGGGGACUUAACAACGCUUACGCCGCGUUGCGAGAACCUGGAGUUGCCAGCCUACCGAUCCCAAUACACCUGAGAAAUGCGCCGACGAAGCUUAUGAAAGAGCUGGGUUACGGAGACGAAUACAAAUAUAACCCGAACUAUAAGGAAGGGAGAGUCGUACAAGAAUACCUUCCAGAGCAACUCAAGGGCCGGACAUUUUUGGAAAACAGAGACCUGGGGACUGAAAUUGAUCCUGGGGCAUGGUGA
Cadophora gregata is the source of this 1638-nucleotide messenger RNA. RefSeq lists its product as uncharacterized. Gene Ontology annotation, cellular component: nucleus. Gene Ontology annotation, biological process: DNA repair; regulation of DNA repair; DNA-templated DNA replication. Lineage: Eukaryota; Fungi; Ascomycota; Leotiomycetes; Helotiales; Ploettnerulaceae. Bases 1 to 1638 code for a protein of 545 amino acids. The record is from RefSeq and is a predicted model, not a curated record. The transcript has a single exon. Gene Ontology annotation, molecular function: single-stranded DNA helicase activity; enzyme activator activity; ATP binding.